This is a messenger RNA of Rhagoletis zephyria (snowberry fruit fly), 483 nucleotides long. RefSeq lists its product as uncharacterized. The record is from RefSeq and is a predicted model, not a curated record. Gene Ontology annotation, biological process: synapse organization. Lineage: Eukaryota; Metazoa; Arthropoda; Insecta; Diptera; Tephritidae. Gene Ontology annotation, cellular component: neuron projection membrane.
AUGAAGUUUUACUAUCCAAGCGAACAAACAGACAGUAUUCAAAAUAAUUUAUCAACAUGCAAAAAAUUAUCAGGUGAUCAAUUACAUGACUUUUAUUUUACUGAAUUAAAACUCUUAAACGUUAGUAAAAUUAUACCCAUAAAAAAUCAUUUUGGAGACCCCGGCCAAUCUCAUUUUACUACCAAAAACAAUACUCGUGUUAUCGCGCAGAAAGGUAGUUUGGCGGUUUUGCCAUGUGUCGUCAAAAUAAGUUCUCCAGCCACAGUUUCAUGGAUUAGAAGAAAGGAUUUCCAAUUGUUAACAGUUGGACUCUCAACACACAGCAGUGAUAAAAGAUUUCUUGUUGAACAUGCACGUCAUAUGGGACACUGGUCUUUAAGGAUUAAGUCUGUACGCGAAAGUGACCGCGGGUUGUACGAAUGCCAGUUAUCUAUUUAUCCUACAGAAUCAAUAUUUGUCGAACUUAAAGUAGUGGUUAUAUAG